Striga hermonthica is the source of this 1320-nucleotide messenger RNA. Lineage: Eukaryota; Viridiplantae; Streptophyta; Magnoliopsida; Lamiales; Orobanchaceae. The record is from the annotation of a GenBank genome assembly.
AUGGAAGUUUCAGACAAAAUCAAAAUGAUGAUGGAGAAAUAUUCCAGUGAAGAUAGUGAUGAUCAAUCCGAGAAUUUUCUUGAAGCUUUCGUUUGCUGUAUUUGCCGUGAUCUCCUUUACAAGCCGGUUGUUCUGGCUUGUGGACACAUCUCGUGUUUCUGGUGUGUUCAUAAAUCCAUGAAUGGCCUGUACGAGUCCCGUUGUCCAAUAUGCAGAAACCACUAUUAUCAUUUUCCUUAUGUAUGUCAGAUUCUUCACCUGCUGCUGCUGAAAAUGUAUCCGGUUGCCUAUAAGAGAAGGGAGAACCAAACUUUAGAUGAGGAGAAGGACAUGGGUUAUUCCUCGCCUCAAAUCAAUGGUCCUGCUCACGAGUUACAACAUGAGGAGGUGGCCAUAAAGCCUUGUGGUGCAACAGUAGCUGUCCAAUCGGGUUCAUUUAAUGCAGAUACUGGCUUGAAAAAUUUGUCGGACUUAAGAAAUGAUAUUGCAGCAGUUAGCGAUGCCACUGCUGAAAAAAGAAACUCAAACCUUAUACAUGGCAAUGGAAUUUGCAAUAAGGUUUCAGUUGAUGAUGUUUUAUGCGGUUCUUGUAAGCACAUGCUUGCCCGGCCAAUAGUUCUUAACUGUGGUCAUGCCUUUUGUGCCUGCUGCAUUGUUCUGCAAACGAAUGAGUUGCUUGAGUGUGGAGUUUGUCAGAGUCUGCAUCCAGGGGACACUCCAAAAGUAUGCUUGGAGUUUGAUCAUUUUCUGGAGGAGCAAUUUCCAAAAGAAUACGCGCUGAGAAGAGAGACUUUACAGUUGAAACAAGAGCGGUUACCGAGUGAUACUCCUAGUAAAUGCUCAUCAAAAGCUGCUAAGGAAAGUUCCCACUUUUCGUUCUCUUCUGGAGAGGAUCCUUUACCAUUGCGGAAUGCUAGCUCAAAUGUCCAUAUUGGAGUUGGCUGUGAUUCUUGUGGGAUGUACCCUAUAAUCGGCGAUAGAUACAGAUGCAAAGACUGCGUUGAGCAGAUAGGGUAUGACCUCUGCAGGGAUUGCUACACCACCUCCUCCAAGCUUCCUGGCCGUUUUAAUCAGCAGCACACAUCUGACCACCAGUUUGAGAUAAUGAAAUCAAACCCUAUGCACAAUAUCAUGCUAAGGCUGCUGAAUGGACAGCUGCACGAAGUCUCGGCCAUCUCGGAUGCCCUGAAUAACAACAGCUCAGCAAAUGAAGUUUCCCCAUCUGAUGGCACCAGUGAGGAUCGAGAACAUGUGGCCGAUGAACAUCUGUCCCCGUCCCAGUCGGGGCCAAACCAUGGGGAAAACGAGUGGUCGGCAUGA